AUGCCUGGCACUAAGAAAGAAACUAAAAAAGAAACUUCUGAAACCAAAGAUAAAGUAGAAAAGAAAAUGAGUAAGAAAAAAACAAAUACUAAAAAACCAAGAAGAGUUGUUAAGAAGCCAAAGACAACUAAAAAAGCUAAGAAACCAUUAAGUGCUUAUAUUCUUUUUACUCAAGCAAAAAGAGAAGAGAUUGCUGCUACUCUUAAAGAUGGAGAAAAGAUUAAUGCUAAACUUGGUGAAGUUUGGAGGGCUAUGAGUAAAGAAGAAAAGCAACCAUUCUUUGAUUCUUAUAAAAAGAGUAAAGAAGAAAUGGAAAUUGCUGCUCAAGCUAAAAAGGAAAGUGCUUCAAGAGGUUUAAAAGCUGCUCGUGCUGCUGCAAAGGCAAAAAAGGAAGCAGAAGUUAAAACUGAUUGA
Molecule: messenger RNA, 414 nt
Organism: Entamoeba histolytica HM-1:IMSS
Lineage: Eukaryota; Evosea; Mastigamoebida; Endamoebidae
Product: high mobility group (HMG) box domain containing protein
Exons: 1
Coding region: 1-414 (137 amino acids)
Source: RefSeq, a predicted model, not a curated record